AAUUAGUCUGAAAAGAGGAUAUAUAGAAUUUAGUUAUGAGAUGGGCAGUGGUCCAGCAAUGAUUAUGUCAAGGACAAGGGUAAAUGAUGGGAAGAGUCAUACAAUCUCUGUAGAACGACUUGGUCGCUCUGGUAAUCUCAAAGUCGACAAUGAGGACACUGUGUAUGGGGAUACGGAAGGUUACCUUCAGAUGUUGAACGCUGCCGGGAAUAUUUAUAUAGGUGGUGAUUCCCUACCAGACAAAAUGACAGACAGCAAAUAUGAAGACAAUUUCAUAGGAUGUAUAGACACUGUUACAAUUAAUGGCAAAGAACUUGAGUCAAGAGAUGCUUUAAGUGGAUAUAAUGUGCAAGCAUGCUCGACACAAAACUAGAAAUAAUUUGUUAAGAACAUUUAGACAUUUUUUUAAUUUGUUAUAUGCUGAGAUUUUGUUGUUGUUUAAUGGAUGAUGAUCUAGAGACUUGUUUGAGUUUUAAGUGACAGAUACAAACAACGGUUGCACAAAGAAACUUGACAGCAGUUUACUUGGUAAGCUGUCCAGAGAUUAGGAAUCUACAGUGCAGUUCAUUGUAAAAUUAGUUUCAGUAAAUCUGAUGUACUUUAAGAAUUUGUUUGUUGAUUAUUGUUUGAAUUUUUCUAAAAAAAACAGCAUGAUGUGGUUUUUUUGUUGGCAACUUCAUUGCUAUAUUAGGGUAAACAGUUUGAUUUUGAUUUUCUAAGAUAAAAAUCUCUGUUAGUCUAAGCACGUUGAUAAAGGUACGCAGACAAGCUGUGGUGUCUGGGUAGUAACGUGUGUUAUCAUUGUAACGAAAUUAUUCAUUAAACUCUUUAUAUCUAACAUUUAUAAAAUACAUACAAUUUCAGGGGAUGUUUUCAUCUUUAAGUAAGGGUAGAAUAAUGUUUACUUUGGCAUAAAGUGGUCUUUACUGCGAAAUAUCCAUGCAAUGUACUUUAAUUCACUUGUUUUUGUAUUUAUAUGUGUAUUUAAGGGUGUUAAGUAUUUUUUUUCAAUAUCGGAAAUAAAUUAAAUCUAUACUAUUUUGGAAAAGAUGAUUUAUAAACCUGCUCUUUGUUUUCUUUACAACAAGAAUUAAACAUUGCAAAAAAUUAGUUGGUUGAUCUUUACUUUUUUGCAGUGCGCUGGGAUAUUUCAUAUUUCAUAUAUUUUUGAUUUGUGACCUUAUAGGAAAAUGUAUUGAUGUAUGUAAAUACAGCAUGAUUUCGAAAUCCAUGUUUUCCUCUUUUUUAUCGACGAAAUGCAUAAAUUCUGCCAGCUGAGAUCAAAGCAUAUAUGAAAUCCAUGUUGAUCCUUUUCGAUUAACAUUUGUCCUACAAUUUGUAACUUUGAAUUGAAUUAUAUCUUUUAUAAAGGAAAAAAGUAUAAAAUAGUUUUAAAUGAGUUUAUUUAAAUUCUUAUACUAUAUACAUUUUUAUAGUUUUUUUCUUUGUGUUAUUUUAAGUGUGCAAAAUAUAAUGGAAGCUUUUUUUAUACCUUUAUAUUUUUUUAUUUAGUCUUUUUUCAUUCCAUUCUUUUGCAUACUUGUAGACCAAAACAAAACAAUCUAGUGCUUACUGCAUAUAAUGUUUAUUAUAAAUGUUCAUGUAUGUUACAUCCUGGUAAAUGAUUUAAAGUAACAUGAUGCAUUGCGUACUCUUAAAUAGAAAUCUAUAAAACAUUUUUUUUAAGAUUUCUAAACCAAUGAAAAAACAAAACAAAGUUAUUGUACAAUGUAAUGUAAAUAAAUUUUAAUAUCUAAAACCUUGUUAAUGAUAUACAAAUAGGUAACGUAAGGUUUUUCAAAA
This is a messenger RNA of Ruditapes philippinarum (Manila clam), 1803 nucleotides long. RefSeq names its product basement membrane proteoglycan-like. The record is from RefSeq and is a predicted model, not a curated record. NCBI's taxonomy places the organism in Eukaryota, Metazoa, Mollusca, Bivalvia, Venerida, Veneridae. The transcript has 3 exons. Bases 41 to 373 code for a protein of 110 amino acids.